AGCUGUGUUGAGACACCAUGGCACAAGCACUUGCCUCCCCAGGGCUGUUCUCUGACGAUGAUGCUGCAGCCUCCCCUGUUCUUGAAUCCACAACGACAGGGUUUGGGGCUGAUGUGCGCAAGGACCUGCUGUCGGAGUUCUCUGCUAUCUCUCCAAAUCCGGAGGGCUCCGAGCAGCCUGCAGCUGAAGACAAUAAUGGUAAAUUAAAAGUCUAUCUGAGAGUUCGUCCUCUGAAAUCUACAGAACUGGAAAAAGGGGAAGACCAGGGUUGUGUCUGCAUUGAGAAUUCAGAGACCCUUCUUCUAAAAGCCCCUAAGGACUCCUUCACCAUGCGGAGCACAGAACGUGGAGUGGGACAAGCAGCACACAGGUUCUCUUUCACCCAGAUCUUUGGACCAGAUGUUGGGCAGAAAUUGUUCUUUGAUGAGACAAUGAAGCAGGUGGUAAAGGAUGUACUGAAUGGGCAGAACUGGCUGGUUUACACCUAUGGCAUCACCAAUUCAGGGAAGACUCAUACUAUUCAGGGAAGCAACAAAGAUGGGGGGAUUCUGCCUCGCUCCUUAGCGGUCAUCUUCAACAGUGUGGGGGACCGGCUGUACAAAGCCAUGGAUCUGAAGCCCUUCCUCUCCAACGAGGUGAUCUGGCUGGACAGCAAGCAGGUGCGACAGGAAGAGACCAAGAAACAGAUCAUGCUGCGGGGAGGCCUGUGGGAGGAGGAGCUGUUAACACCAAUGAAGAGGAGUCAUAGUGCUGAAUCUCAGCUCCAGGCCACUGCCAGUGGCAGCUUUGACAGUGGAGUGGCUGGCCUCUCUUCAUCUAGCCAGCUCACCAACCAUUCAGAUGUCAGCCAGAUAGAAGAACUGGGCUCUCGCUGGGCUGACUUGGACCGCAUUUCACUCACCAACACAGGAGAUGUGCAGUUCUCCAUCUGGGUCUCCUUCUUUGAGAUUUACAAUGAAUUAAUCUAUGACUUGUUAGAACCAGCCUUAUCCGGCCAGAGCCGCAAGAGGCAGACGCUGCGGCUCUGUGAAGACCAGACUGGCAACCCCUAUGUUAAAGAUCUGAACUGGAUCAAUGUCCGGGAUGCUGAUGAGGCCUGGAAGCUCCUGAAACUGGGUCGAAAAAACCAGAGUUUUGCCAGCACCCACAUGAACCAGAACUCCAGUCGAAGUCACAGUGUCUUCUCCAUUCGGAUCCUGCACUUGCAAAGAGGUGGCAGUGAAACUGUUCCAAAAAUCAGCGAGUUAUCCUUGUGUGACCUUGCGGGGUCAGAGCGCUGCAAAGACCAGAAAAAUGGGGACCGAAUGAAGGAAGCAAACAACAUCAAUACCUCUCUCCACACACUGGGUCGCUGUAUUGCUGCUCUCCGCCAGAACCAGCAGUCCAAAUUGAAGCAGACUAUGGUUCCCUUCCGGGACAGCAAGCUAACCCGUGUGUUCCAGGGUUUCUUCACUGGACGUGGGUGCUCCUGCAUGAUUGUAAACAUUAACCAGUGUGCAUCUACAUAUGAUGAAACUCUGCAUGUAGCCAAGUUCUCUGCCAUUGCUAGCCAGCUUGUUCAGGUACCACCCACAAAGCUGGGACUUCCGUCCAUACAAUCAAUCAUCAAAGAGCAUCACAGGCGAACCAGCCAAGGUGCAGAGUCAGUGGCAAAUGAUGAAGUGGAAUCGGAAGAUAACAGUGAGGAUGAAGCGGAUGUCUCCAUGUAUGAGAAGGAGGACUUGCUGCGUGUAGUGGAAGCUGCACGAGAACUGCUGGUGCAAGAGCGGCAGGAGAAGCUGCAACUAGAAAUGCGUCUCCGUGAGGAGAUCUGCAAUGAGAUGCUGGAGCACAUGCGGCAGAAGGAGCAGUGGUGCAGCCAACAUCUGGAUACUCAGAAGGAGCUGCUGGAGGAACUGUAUGAGGAUAAACUGAAUAACCUGAAGGAAUCACUCACUGACUAUUACCAGGAGAUGAUCCAGGAGCGUGAUGAGAAGAUUGAGGAGCUCCAAGCUGCUCUGCAGGAGGCAAAACAAAAAUUGGAGAGCCUGGAUACUAAACAAAAGGACUUGGGGCAAGGCUUGCGCCGAUCAAAGCGAGUGGCAGCUACCUCAUGUGCUCUGCAACAGGAGCUGGAAGAUACUAAAGCCAAGCUGGAGCAAUGUCAAACGGAGUUAAAUACUGCAACAGCAGAGUUGCGCAAGUACCAGAAAUUGCUGGAGCCACCUCCCUCUGCCAAACCCAUUACUGUGGAUGUAGACAGGAAGCUGGAGGAUGGACAGAAGAAUGUCAGAUUGCUGCGUUCAGAAUUACAGAAACUUGGAGAGUCUCUUCAGUCUGCAGAAAGAGCGUGCUGCCACAGCACAAGUGCAGGAAAACUUCGAGAAGUCCUCUGUACAUGUGAUGACAUUCUGGCUAGACAGGACCAAACACUGGCAGAACUGCAGAACAACAUGAUGCUGGUAAAACUAGACCUGCGGAAGAAAGCAGCUUGUAUUGCAGAACAGUACCACACUGUACAGAAGCUCCAGGCUCCUCCAUCUGCCUUAAAGAAACGGUUCUGUGCCAACAGGGAAAACCUACAACCUAAUCAACCUCCUGGUAAAAAGCCCUUCCUGCACACCCUUCUGUCACGUUCAGCUGCCCGUCCUGCUGCUGGCAGAGGGUGGCAGCUUCGUUCAGUUGCUCUAUGACUUUUUACAAAGAGAUCCCUACCCUGCUAUUACUGGAAUAGGUGGCAAAUCCAAUAUAAUGGCAUCUAUUUUUGUGUGCUUGUUUUUUGUUGUUGUAUCUGCUUGAGAGCUUAUGUAAACGUUUUUGAAUAUGUAUGGUUAAACUUUUAAUUGAUACCAAAGUGGACAAAAUGACCUUUUGUAUUUUAAACACUACAAUGAAGAAAGUCUUUAAAUAUAAAAUAAUGCAGAUGAUCAAAGUUGUUUAACAAAAGGACAAGUUAAACUGAGCUCUUCAACCACGUUGGCACAUACUUCAGAAAUAAGUUCACAGGAUCCUCCUUGAAAGAUACUUGCCCUUCCUUGAAUUAUAAUCCUUUAUUAAAGUAUACACGUUCUACUUCAGGGCUGUUCUUUUGGAUCUUGGCUUGCAAUUCUGGCUCCAAGCGUGUUACAGACAUAGAACUAAGCAAAAGAAACAAUAAAAUAGUUACAUAUAACAAG
This is a messenger RNA of Nestor notabilis (Kea), 3155 nucleotides long. It is a transcript of the gene KIF20A, whose product is annotated as kinesin family member 20A. Gene Ontology annotation, molecular function: ATP binding; microtubule binding; ATP hydrolysis activity. Gene Ontology annotation, biological process: microtubule-based movement. Gene Ontology annotation, cellular component: kinesin complex; nucleus; microtubule. The transcript is spliced from 18 exons. The record is from RefSeq and is a predicted model, not a curated record. The coding region runs from base 18 to 2672 and encodes 884 amino acids. NCBI's taxonomy places the organism in Eukaryota, Metazoa, Chordata, Aves, Psittaciformes, Psittacidae.